Messenger RNA from Medioppia subpectinata, 1096 nucleotides. Lineage: Eukaryota; Metazoa; Arthropoda; Arachnida; Sarcoptiformes; Oppiidae. The record is from the annotation of a GenBank genome assembly.
AGAGAGAACGCAAUACAAGUCUAAGCGUUGCUUCAGUUGAACCGAAAGUUCAUUACUUAUUCCAAUUGUAGUGAAAUGAGUGUUUAGCUGUGUUUUGGUCAACAAAUCCGCACAUGUCUUACAUUGCAUUUCAAUUAUAAUUGUUGGUUAUCAUGUCGAGUGAUAUGCAUCUGACGAACGCACAGAUCGUGUUGGAGGCCAACAAAACCAGAUACCAAGUCGGAGAUUACAUCCACGGAAAGCUGGCCAUCGCUCUGAACGGACACCUCUCGCUCUCGGCCGUCAAGAUUGGGUUGACAUGUGUGGCCACUAUUAAACCGGUCGACAACUCCAUGUACCAGAAGGAGGGCCGGGUUUGUAUGGAUAAGAGCCCCUACAAGCGUGUGUUUCUCGAUCACACUUACGAACUGCCGGCUAAAAUCGCGGCUAAUACUCUACGUCCAGGCGCUCACGAAAUACCGUUCAGAUUUCAAUUGCCGGACAGCGGAAUUCCGACGUCUUUCGAGAGUAUAUACGGAUGUAUUUGUUAUUUCAUUGAGUAUAUAAUUGGCGAAAACGACAAAAUACAUCGCUCUGGCUGUGAGAUCACAGUAGAAGCGCCCGUCAAAGACAACCUAUACCUAUCCGUCAGCGGAAGCACCGAAAAAGAUUUGGGAAUUCUGUGCUUAGGCUCUGGAAAAGUGUAUCUCUCGACCAAAAUAACUAGAAAAGGAUAUUUGGCCGGUGAAUCGAUAGAAAUUCAUUGUUGUGUCGAUAACUCGUCGACAGUGAGUGUGAGUCCGAGAGCUUCGUUAUAUCAAACGCAGAUCUAUAUGUCGGGAGAGAAGCACAGAACCAUCGAAACGCUGCUUUCGGAGCCCAUAUUGGGCUCCAAUAUAAGCGCCGGACAUAAAGUGGAGGAAAUACUUGAGAUGAGAAUUCCCGACAAUUCUGUGCUCUCAAUGAAAAGCUCCAUAAUUACAGUGAAGUACUUCAUUCACGUCACUCUCGACAUUCCCUACACUAUUGAUCUGCAUUUAAACCUACCGAUUGUGAUCACCAAUAAAUAUGCAUUUUAAACAACAGUUUGAUUUUAAUUCUCAAUUAGCAUUUUUGC